UUUAAUACCUAUAUAAAAAGCCAUCCAUAAGUGAUAAUUUCCCUCACAUCCUAAGAAAAAUAAGGAUUCCAUCUCUUACCAGAUAUUAAACUGUAUAACAUACUCUCCAAAUAAAUAUGAGUCGUAAUAUGCCUCUCAUCGUAGUUGUGGCCAUUGCAGCUAUAGCUUUAGACUCUUCUUCAUUCACUCGUGCAUCAGAUCCGGAUAAGUUGCAGGACUUUUGUGUGGCUGUCAAGGAUUCUGAGGCUAACGUGUUUGUGAAUGGAAAGAUAUGCAAGAACAUAAAUGAAGUGAAUGCUGAUGAUUUCUACUUGCAAGCCCAGUUUAACAAGCCACGAAACACAUCAAAUCGGUUAAGAUACAUGCCGUCUCCAAUAGGAGUGGAAAUCCUACCUGGGCUAAACACAUUGGGUGUUUCAAUAGGGCGUAUGGACUUUGGACCAUAUGGAGUGAGUCCACCCCACACCCACCUUCCAGCCACCGAGGUUAUAACGGUGUUGGAAGGAACACUAUAUGUUGGAUUCAUUGACUCGAGGAACAAGUUGUAUGCCAAGACGCUUCGUCCUGGCGACAUUUUUGUCUUCCCGAAAGGGCUCAUUCGUUUCCUAUACAACACUGGAGGGAGCAAUGCAGGUGUGUUUGCUGCUCUAGGGAGCCAAGAUCCAGGAGCCAUCCUUAUACCUAAUGCUCUUUUUGGUACUGAUCCUCCCGUUUUUCCUGAGGUUCUGAGUAAAGCAUUCCUCUUGGACAAGAAUGUGAUUAGUCAUCUCCAAUCCCAGUUCCGAUCGGAGUUAUCAGAAUGAGGCUCGAGCGAAUCCAUACAUACAUGCACCCACUCAAUCCAAUAAAUUAUUCUAUAUUAUUGAAUAAUAAUAUAAUCAUGCAUGCAUCUAGCAUGUUUGUUCUUAAUACUCCCUUCGUCCCCCUAGGCUAGACAGUUCUUAAAACCGGUCCCGUACACACUCCCAAGAUUGGGAUUACCCGGACCGGCACCAGUCCAGGAUCGCUAGUCCACCUCUAGUUACAACUUACAACACGGUGUCGUCUUGCUUUAGUCUUAUGGGUGGCGCAUCACCAACACCUGAAAUACAAAAUGCGAAAGAAAUACCACAAACUUACAACCCGUUUGGUGACUCUGUUUUUCGGCUUAUCAAACUUAUCAGCCAACUUUUUAACCAAACGCAUAACGUUUUAUUCCGUGCGCUGAAUUGUGUAAUAAUAAGACAAAGGUAGGUUGGAGUUAGUUUUCUGACUGUAUUGGCUGAAAAUUUUGUAGAUGAUCAUUUUAGCUAUUUUUGCAUAUAUUUUUUUCUUUAUUUUAUUAACAAAAUAUAUUUUAAGUAUAAUUUAUUCAUAAAUAAGCAGAAUCAAUCAAUACAGCCACUUCAGCCAAACCUUCGUAAAUUUUGAUAGAAUCAUUCGAUUCAGCCGAUUUCAGUGUUAUCAAAUGAGCUUUUUAAUGUUUUUUUACAAAUAAGAUACCUUUUCCCAUGUGAUAAAAAAUCAAAAGGCAUCAUGAAAAGGAUAGCUACCAUGCCUUUAUAUUAAAGUGGUCAAAUUUGGUACAAAAUAAAACCAUUACACAACUCAUGAUCUUGAAAUUACUAAAGCAUAAUGCUUAAACCAUUACGAAACUCAUGAUUUGCUAAACGAGUUUAGAAUUGCAUCUAAUAAUAUAGCCAUGUUGAGCUUUUCCAAGACACAAAAGUAAUAGACUAGUUUCUUAUUACUACGUUUUAUUAGUGUGGGAUUCCUAUCGUAAUUAUAACUCCUUUCACUAUAAAUAUGUCUGUCGGGGCUAUGACGAGCACUUUGUCGUAGUGCGUCAAAAGAAAUUCAAUACUAACACUUAUACCUAGUAGAGUUCGUAUCCACACGGAAAGAGAUACUUCUCUUUUUAUGAACUAGUAAAUAAAAGGGGGGUUUUGGGAUUGAGUGAUUUAAUUUAAUUAAACACUAAGAUGAACGACUUAUAUGAGUUUUAAUUCAAAGAUAAAAAGAACUUGGCUACGCUACUUUCCACUUGUUGAUAUAUUUAGUCGGUCCUUGUUAUAUCUAUAACUUAUCCCCUCUCGAAUACUCAAUCGAGUAGUAUAUCAAUUCAUCAAGGGUAGUUAUUAACAACGACCGUUCAUUAAUAAUCCUUACUAUUAAUCAAAUAUAGAACAACGUCUUAUACCGAUUUAAUAGUAGCAUUUAAUCUUUCUAACUCCUUGAUGAAAUCAAUUGAGAUUGAUAACCUCAACACAAUGGUUUCGGUUUAACCAACAAAAUUAAUCCCUCUUAAAUUUAUUAACCACGACCGUGCAUUAAUAAACCGAAGUUACUUACUUGUGAAAUCAUCAACGAUUAAUCAUCGGUUCGUUGAUCGUUUCUAGUAGUCAUUAAUGUUGAGAUGUUAACUAAUUGUCAUCUUAGUAACACUCCCCAACAUUAAUAUAGAGAUAGAUUAAUGGAAGAAUUAAUAUUCAAGAAGGAAAGUUAAGAAAAUAACUCACAACUUUAAUAAUCAACAAGCUUCAAGAGCAAAAUCAAGAAAUGGAAGUUUAGCUCCUCAUUUGGAGACUAAACAUAGCUAGAAAAAUAUAAAGAAAUGUUAUUCUAAACUGAGCUUAAG
Cuscuta europaea is the source of this 2617-nucleotide messenger RNA. The record is from the annotation of a GenBank genome assembly. NCBI's taxonomy places the organism in Eukaryota, Viridiplantae, Streptophyta, Magnoliopsida, Solanales, Convolvulaceae.